GUCAAACACGCGCAGACUUGUUUUUUUUUCCCAAUUUCACGCAAAUAGUUGCAGUAUGGAAGCUGAAGAGCAACGCUCAGCCAUGUCGGAUGUCCACAGAGAGCUGAAGGCUGCCUCCAUGGCUGCGGGUGACAUGGAAGCUGCAGAAGCUCUGAUCUCCAUGAAGAAGCCCUGGAAGUCUGGAAACGUCAAGUCGGGACACUUCAGGCCCCUGACUCCCUCCUCUGACUGCUCAGAGGAUGACUUGGUGGCCCCCUCCUCAGUUUUGCUACAAUACUCUCCUCUGUGCAUGACCCCACCACAUAGCCCACCCUACUUAGAGUCCACUUACCCUCCCUCACUGCAGAAAGUCCCACCUCCAGUAGUCCCAUCUGCACAGCAGCCCACUGCUGUUCCUCUGCAGAGAUUCCAGUGCACCAGCGUCAUCCGCCACACCGCCGAUGGACUGUGCUCCUUCGACAGAGUUAUCUGUACGGAAGAGGGACUUGCUUGUGUUCACACCGGAGAAUCCAGAAGAGAUCUGACCUCUCAAAAUGGACUAACUGAUAGAGACUUGAGUAAGAAAUUGGCUGAAUCCAGUCAGGCCCAGAUAUACAGCGAUGCUUUAAGUCUGAAUAAGAAGUCAAGGUUUCAGUCCAGUCAAGGAGGUGUGGCUCAGGGCCUUCCUGUACCGGUCUGCUGCCAGCUUCUUCCCAUAUCUUCUCCAUCUCCCAUGGCUGUGCAAAGUCCUUCCUCACCCUCCGGGAAACUGCAACCCCCCUCUGUCACCGCCACUGUGCACAGACCUCUACAAACACAGCACAAGCAAGAACACGCUGCGAUCCAACCGCAAACGGCCUCUCCUGCUCAGAUCUUCAUCGUCAACGGUCCGGUGGCGAAAGGCCCCGUGAUGGUUGUGAUCCCCCCGCCGUCGGUUCCUACGCUGUACGUCCAGCCAGCACACGUCACCUCCGGCGGCACCAGGUUAGCCGCCAUCGCUCCCGCGCCUCGUCGCGGUUCUGAGGAGCCGAGAAUCUCCCCGCCGAAGACGGAAGUGUGCCGUGUUCGCAGCCACGUUUGUCCUCAUGAGGACUGCAAAAAGACCUACUUCAAGAGCUCCCAUCUCAAGGCACACAUGAGAACCCAUACAGGUGAGAAACCUUUCAAAUGUAAGUGGGAGGGCUGCGAGAGGCGCUUCACCCGCUCAGACGAGCUGUCCCGCCACCGGCGAACGCACACGGGGGAGAAGAAGUUCGCCUGUCCCAUGUGCCUCAGCCGCUUCAUGCGCAGCGACCACCUGGCCAAGCACACCCGGCGACACCUGGCGGGGAGGAGGGCCAACUGCUGGAUGUUCGGGGUCAGCCCAGCCGCCAGCCUCACCGCCUUCACGGCCCUCACUCCCACAUCAGCCAGUUCACCAUGAGGGGGGAGAAAAUGGGGAAAAAAACUGUCUGGAGAAUCAUCUGUUCCUCCGAUUCUCAAAGAAAUGUGUCAAAUCACAAUUGUGUGAUACGCCAAUGCCGCAAUCGAUUGUAGACGGAAAUGAAAGUGUUACUGAAACUUGUUUUUUUUUUACUGUCACUGUAUCACUUUAAGCUGAGCAGUUACUCUGAUGUGUACAUCUCAUUCGGAAAGUCAGCUUCAUACUUUACCACAACUGUUUACUGUUCAGUGUUAGUCGACCAAAAGAGUUUUGAACAUUGUGCCACUUUUGUUACAUCUGAAAAUCUGUUUGUUUUGUAAAGUGUUUUGCACAAUUUGCUGUUUUCAUGCGGAGAACAGAAUUUUUUUUUUUUAUUAAACUUGAAAGUGGCUGCU
Salarias fasciatus (jewelled blenny) is the source of this 1797-nucleotide messenger RNA. Its product is annotated as Krueppel-like factor 10. Gene Ontology annotation, molecular function: RNA polymerase II cis-regulatory region sequence-specific DNA binding; DNA-binding transcription factor activity, RNA polymerase II-specific. The record is from RefSeq and is a predicted model, not a curated record. Lineage: Eukaryota; Metazoa; Chordata; Actinopteri; Blenniiformes; Blenniidae. Gene Ontology annotation, biological process: regulation of transcription by RNA polymerase II. The coding region runs from base 56 to 1402 and encodes 448 amino acids. The transcript has 4 exons.